Molecule: messenger RNA, 3087 nt
Organism: Entrophospora sp. SA101
Lineage: Eukaryota; Fungi; Glomeromycota; Glomeromycetes; Entrophosporales; Entrophosporaceae
Source: the annotation of a GenBank genome assembly
AUGGAUACUUGGCUUCAACUUCGAACAAUUUGUGACCCAGCCUUAUCUGAGGCUCCUGCGAUUACUACUCUUGCUUUUGACCCAUAUCAAGAGCUUUUAUGGGCUGGUAAUGAUAAAGGCCAAGUAACUUCUUAUUUUGGUGGUGAAAUGAACAGAUAUACAAGUUUCCGGGCCCAUUUAAACGAUGUCAGACAGUUGUUGGUUAGUGAUCGUGGAGUAAUAUCAUUAAGCUCUGAUACCGUAAAAAUGGUAAGCCGUAGAGGUCUAGUAAAAUGGUCAAUAAGUUAUGAAGAUACCACAGACUUGCAUUGUAUGUCAUAUACUACAAUGCCACAUACUGAAAUUUUGGCUGCAGGAAAACAACAAAACAUAUUAGUUAUUAAUGUUGCAAGGGGCACUGUAGUGAAGAAGGUUGAAUCAGAAAGUGAAAUUGUAGUGAUGAAAAAGUCUAGGUUGGUUUGUUGUGGUGCUUCUUCGGGUGAGGUAACUCUGCGUGAUCCACGUACAUUCAAAGUAGAACACCGAAUACAAGCUCAUACAGGAGCAAUAUCUGAUAUUGAUACUUCAGGAAAUUUAUUGUUGACUUGUGGUUUUUCAUCAAGGCAUGGUAAUCUUGUAAUAGAUCCUUUAGUCAAAGUUUAUGACAUUCGAACCAUGAGACCACUUGUUCCUAUACCUUUUCCUUCUGGACCUUAUUUCCUCAAGAUGCAUCCAAAACUUUCCACAACAGCAUUCAUGGUAUCACGAACAGGCCAAUUUCAUGUAUGUGACAUUGGAAAUAAUUCGGCCAUUCAUUUCUAUCAGGCAAAUACAACUAGUUUUGUUAAUGCUAUUGAUAUUUCAACAUCAGGCGAAAUGUUAUCUUUUGGAGAUUCCGCCAGUUUUAUUCAUCUUUGGUGUGAUCGAGAAGAUUCAAAGAUUAACGCAUUUUCUAAUCCUAUAGAAUUACCUGCUGUUCCUACUCCACCUCCAAAUAUAGAUAUUAGUGAAAAUGAUUCACUUUCUCUUAUUGGAAUACCAUAUUAUAGAGAACCAUUACUUUCUGUUUGGCCUUCCAAUAUGUUAUUUGAAGUAGGUCAGCCACCUCCAAAAAUCGAUACUGAUAUUUUGAACAAUAUGAAAAUGAUAGAUUUUGUUGGAUAUGCACCUAAUCCUGGCAAUAAAAAAAGAAAUCAAGCAUCAUUAUUUGAUGACGAGACAGAACUUGAUGCAACUAGUACAAGGAUGCCUAAAUAUUAUAAAAGAGUGGAAAUUAAAUAUAGUAGAUUUGGCGUUGAAGAUUUCGAUUUUGAGUUUUAUAACAAGACACAUUAUGCAGGUCUCGAGACACAUAUUGCAAAUUCAUAUUGUAAUCCAUUGUUACAAGUGCUAUUCUUUACUCCAGUUCUAAGAUCAAUAACAAAUUCACAUAUUGGUACAGCUUGCCCAAAAGAAAAUUGUCUCUGUUGUGAACUUGGAUUCUUAUUUAGAAUGUUAGAAAAUGCUAGGGGAAGAAAUUGCCAAGCUUCUAAUUUCUUGAAAGCUUUUAGCACAAUUCCACAAGCAUUGGCGCUUGGACUUUUUGAGCCAGAUGAGCCAGAUGAAAAAACACCAUAUUCAAUGCUUAUUCAAAAUUUCAAUAGAUUUAUAUUGGAACAACUUCAUCAAGAAUGUAACUCGGAGAAUAACAUAAGAAUAUUAAAAUCUUUACCAUUGGAACAAACACACUUAUCCAUGAUUCAACAAUUAUUUGGAAUGCAUAUGGACUUUAUUAGCAAAUGUCAAUGUGAAACUGUUACUAGGCGUCUCACAACGCCAUUUGUUGUAGAUUUGCAGCAUUACAUUAAACAUAAUUCAAAAGGAAACAAAGAAUCAUUUGGAAAAUCAUUUGUAGAUAUUUUAUGUAGAAGUAUAAAGCGUGAAAUGCAACCUAAAGCUUGGUGUAACAAUUGUCAACAAUAUGUGCCAACUAUUGCCAAGAAAAUACCUAAAGGACUUCCACCUGUGUUGACAGUCAACUGUGGAGUUGGUAAUUCAGUACCAGUUGAAUUCUGGAGAAUCAUUGAGGGAAAUAAAUCUUGGUUACCAAAAAGACUUUCUAUGAAAAUAGAUGACGACGAUUUAAUUAUAAAAGAAUUGACAACUGAUGCCGUAGUUGAUGUUAAUUCUACUGGAAUUAAAGUUGAAAAAGAAAUGCCACAUCUUGUUGCGUUUGUAAAAGAUCCUUCCAGUAAAAGUCCUUGGUAUCUUUUCAAUGACUUUUUAGUAAAAAAUGUAAAAGAACAAGAAUGUCCGGUAUUAUUAUAUUUUUCAAGGAUAGACAUUAAUGAUUUAAUGGAUACAAGUGCAUUACCUUCAGAAAUUGACAAAACAAUCCUAUUUAAAGAUAUUUCGAUAGCAAAACACCGUUUAAAGAAAAAAUCUUCUCAAUUAUUAACUCCAGAAGAAUUACCACAACCAGGCACUUUGGUGGCAAUUGAUGCAGAAUUUGUAGCAUUAAAUAGGGAAGAAACAGAAAUUCGAAGUGAUGGUACAAAAUCAGUCAUUCGCCCAAGCCGACUUUCAUUAGCACGAGUUAGUGUACUACGUUGUGAAGGAUCAAAAGAAGGAAUUCCGUUUAUUGAUGACUAUAUUGCAACAUUAGAGCCUGUUGUAGAUUAUUUGACCGAGUACUCUGGAAUACAAGAUCUUGAUCCUAACACCUCUAAACAUACACUGGUUCCCUUAAAGGUCGCAUAUAAAAAAUUGAGAUUGCUUCUUGACCUUGGUUGUAUAUUUGUUGGACAUGGGCUAAAAAAAGAUUUUAGAAUUAUCAAUAUUUUAGUACCCCCUCAACAAGUUAUUGAUACGGUGGAUAUAUUUCAUAUUAAGAAUAGACAAAGGAAAAUAUCGUUAAGAUUUUUAGCAUGGUAUUUACUUAAUCAAGAUAUACAAACGGAGGCUCAUGACAGUAUUGAAGAUGCAAGAACAGCAUUAUUGAUUUAUAAAAAGUAUCUUCAAUUUAAAUCAGAAGGUAAGUUUGGAGAAGUUUUAGAAGACAUAUAUAAUGAAGGGCGUAAAUAUAAUUGGAAACCCACGCCUGGAGUAUUUCCAUCCAAAUUUGGGUGA